AUGCAUCGGAGCUCUUGGUAGAUGCGAUGGUUUUUGAGCCGCUUCCCUAUAGGUCGGCAAUGGAAGAUGGUUGCACGGAUGUGGUGGUGCUCUGCACCCGUCCCGAGGGGAGCCAGGUGCUUGGCAAGAAACCGAGUAUCUACGAGUCGCGCGUGGUGAAGAAGUUUUUCGAGCAGCACGACGACCCCGACACCACGUCCGGGAUCAGCAAUUAUUUGCAACAGCUGGAGCACCUCAGGGUGUACGCCGAAGACGCGCUGGUCCUUGGCGAAGGAUCUCGGACGGGGGUUGCGCAGGCGGCACCGAAGGGGGGAGCGGGGGAGGGGCGAGAAGCGUUUCUGCUGGCGAUCGCGCCGGCGGCGGCGUCCAAAGAGGUCGGCCAGUUAGAGAUGGACCGGAGGGUGAUCCUCCAGGGGUGCAGAGACGGGUUCGCCGCUUGCUACGAUGCCUUCGUUGGCCCCGCCAAGUCUUUGGCGGCAGCUGCGGCGGACGACGGAGCGGACGUGGUCGGCCCGUUGGCACGGUCGGGCGCGGAAAUGGCUCUUGAGUAUUUCCCGGACUCGUUGCUCUCUACACUUGCGGACAUCAACGCCACUUACCUGGAGACGGGGCAUUUGAUUUCGGACAAUCAGGGGCAGGGUUUGUUUUCGCCCUUGCCUCCUCUUGCGCGGACGACGGCGGCGGAGGCGUCGGGAGGCGCUGGUGGUGGUCGUGGUGGGUCCGGGAGGUCGUGGCUCGGCCGUAACAACGGCGGGGGCGCUUCUUCUCCUUCACCGCUGAAGACUUCGCCGUCAGAUGGAAGGCGGGGCCUGCUGCGGCGACUGCUUUCACGAAGCAAGCUGAGACGAAAGUCGCGUGCUUCUUCCUCGAGGUUCGCCGCUCUUGCCCCUGCUCCAGCGGAAGCUGUGGUGACGGGAGGUGCCGAGAGUGUGAGCGCCGCUGCCGCCGCAGCGGACCCAGCGAGGUAGCGGUGCACGGGUUAUAGCUAUGGCGUCGUGGUGUUGCGCAGUGAAACAGGUGUGGUAGGUCCCUCGUAGCCAGGCAGGCGGGGGAGUUUCACGGGCGAUUGGAAACCCGCGACGUUUUCGGCCGUACUGCUGUGGUUGGAGGGUAGCCGGAGUGUCGUGUAUUUUGCCAUAGUUUCAUUUGAUGGGCUUGAGACUAUGCACAAGUGGGGCGAUGGAGGGCAAGUGAACUGCUCGAGACAUCAUUUCGCCCCCUGGCAAUAUAUUCUCGCCAACUGUCGUGAAACGUUUUCAUGAACGCUUUUGAGCGAAUUUUGGGGCUGUUUCCCGCAAUUGUACGUUCGCCGGCCUCCAACACUUCUACAUUAAACAUAAGCUUGUAGGUGGCUUGUUGCUUUUUUUAUGGCGUUUCCAGGUUCGAUAUGUUUUUGUUGUACUUUUCAAGGGGGUUGGGCGUUUCACGACAGCAGGUGUCGAGCCCUCUGUCCUCUGUCCGUUUCUGAGUUGCAGGAACACCAACAUGCAAUGACGGCACCACCGAGCUGGGCGUCGUUAGCGCUCGGUCGGGCUCUUGAUGUCCUCGCCGAGGACUGUCGGUCUCAAGCUACCGGACGGAGCAUAUAUAUUUUGUGCAAGCCGGGAAAUUAAUCCGGUCCCUCUCGAAGGUGUGAUGGCUGACAGCCUUAGCUUUCUUUCCGUCCUGUUGCUUUCCGUACGUUUUGUUUUUAGUCUUGUCAGUUUAUAGCAUUGCUGUGUGGGGGGUGGGGAGUGGUGGCGGCUUUGCGCACAUGUUGAUAUGUUUUUGCGCUUGUGUGCCGUCUCUGCGGGACCGGGGGGGCUACUCUUAUGUUUGGCAUGCCUUAGCGGUUA
This is a messenger RNA of Ectocarpus sp. CCAP 1310/34, 1835 nucleotides long. The record is from the annotation of a GenBank genome assembly. Lineage: Eukaryota; Phaeophyceae; Ectocarpales; Ectocarpaceae.